Molecule: messenger RNA, 1811 nt
Organism: Micropterus salmoides (largemouth bass)
Lineage: Eukaryota; Metazoa; Chordata; Actinopteri; Centrarchiformes; Centrarchidae
Product: zona pellucida sperm-binding protein 3-like
Exons: 10
Coding region: 44-1654 (536 amino acids)
Biological process (GO): binding of sperm to zona pellucida; positive regulation of acrosome reaction; egg coat formation
Cellular component (GO): extracellular matrix
Molecular function (GO): acrosin binding
Source: RefSeq, a predicted model, not a curated record
ACCUUUUGCAGUCUGAACUGGGUUGCUGUUUUGAGUGGCAUUCAUGGAGACCUUGUAUUUUUGGGUUUAUGUCCUAGUUGGACUCUUGUUGCCAGGGAUCUGCCUCAGGCCAUCUUUUGCAUUUCCACACAAACGUCACAGACAACAUGAUUCCUUUCUAAGGGCUCCCUUCACGGGGCACUCCAAAUACACUGUGCAUGGGCACCAAAAGGCUCCAGCUGAGGAACGAGAGCAGGUGAACACUGUCAGAGUGACCUGCCACCCAGACUUGCUGGAGAUCGUUAUCAAAGCUGACCUGUUUGGAGUCGGAGCUCCUGUUGAUGUUGAUGAGAUACGCCUCGGAGUGAAGCCCGAUGAGUUCUGUAGAGCUGCAGCAUCUUCAGAAGAUGAGUACAAGAUCGUUGUUGGAUUAGUGGACUGCGGGACCAAACACUGGAUGGAUGAAUCCGUUCUGGCCUACACAAACCUCCUCAUAUACUCUCCUGUGGCCUCCCCAGGUGGGGUGACUCGAAUGGAUGAGGCUGUAAUUCCAAUUGAGUGUUAUUACAAAAGGAAAUACAAUUUGUCUAGUUCUUCGCUCCUGCCUACCUGGAUCCCCUUCAUGUCUACCCAAGCUGCAGUGGAAACCUUGGAGUUUAACUUGAGAAUUAUGACAAAUGACUGGCAGUAUAAAAGAAGCUCUAACGUGUUUUACUUCGGGGAUCUCAUCGGCCUCGAAGCCUCUGUCAGAGUUGGGUAUCACAUGGGGCUCAGAGUAUUUGUGAGCAGCUGUGUGGCCACACUUGACCCAGACAUAAACUCUGUUCCCAGAUAUGUCUUCAUUGAAAACGGGUGCUUGGUUGACUCCAUGGUUCCAGGUUCAAAGUCUCACUACUUAGUCAGGACACAGGAUGACAAACUCCACUUGAUGAUUGAUGCCUUUAAAUUUCAUAAUGAGGACAGAGCAGAGCUCUACAUCACAUGUCAACUGAAUGCUGUGCCAGUAAAUGAUGCAGAGGCACCAAAUAAGGCGUGCACUUUUGUCAAUGAUAGAUGGAGAUCGGCAGAUGGUAACGACUACUUAUGCCAGUAUUGUACAAAUCAAAAUAUAGGUGGCCAAACCCACCAUAAGCCCAGCAGCUCUGGCAAGUUUGGUAAGGUGGCUGAAUCCAAAACCUUCUGGGAGAGCGGACUGAAGCGCAAUGAAGUGUGGCAUCAGGAGGCAAGACUGGGUCCAAUGCUGGUCUUGCCAGGUAAACAGAAGACUGAGCAUCUACCUGUAGAAGAGCUUCCUCCCAUUCCCAAUAAAAGCAGCAGACCUGCACUGUAUGGCAGCCAGUGGAGAGGUGGAAUAACUUUCAGAAAAGACGAGAUGGGACUGCUUCCACCUACACCAGACCAGGUGGCUGAGACGUUUUCUUCUGAACAGAAAGAUGUCAAAACUGAAACGGAUCUAAAAGAUGAAGAUGCAGAAAGUGAAGUUGCUGCAUCUCUAGAAAGGUUGGGUCCUGAGGUUGACUUGAAAGCGAUAGAGGCAGCACUGGACCCUAACGGCACAGCAGCCCUCAGUGAUGUCAUCCCCACGGCUCAGUUUACGAUGGAUGUGACUAAACUGUCAAACACAACUGCUACAGAAUCUGACCUUUCAGCUGCAAAUGACCCAAAGAGUGAAUGAACAAUUAAAAAUAGUUUGCUUUCUGAGGUCUAAUUGGCAGUAAAGUCCUGAUGUUGCACAGGUUUUUUUUUUUUUUUUUUUUUUCCCUGUUUAUCUGAUGUAAAUCAACUGAAACUUUAAAAUGCCACUCUAAAAUUAAACUUUGGAGAAAGCAAAA